AUGACCCAAACAAUCUGCAUUUUCUUAAUCUCACUUCUUGCUUCCUUUUUCAUCCAUGGAACAUCAAUGCUUAACCUCACUCUCCCAGCUCAACAUCCAGACCCUGAAUCUGUUGCCAUAGAAGUCCACAGGAAAGUGAAUGAAUCAAUGGGAAGAAGGGAAAUGCUAUCAAUAUCAAGCAAAGAUUUCUCAUCCUCCUGUCAAACAGGAAACCCGAUAGACGAUUGUUGGAAAUGCGACGCAGAUUGGUCCAACAAUCGUCAAAGGUUAGCAGAUUGCGCAAUUGGGUUUGGCCAAAACGCCAAAGGAGGAAAAGGUGGUAAAUUCUACAUUGUGACAGAUUCCUCAGACAAUGAUCCUGUGAACCCAAAGCCUGGUACACUAAGAUACGCUGUUAUACAGAAUGAGCCAUUGUGGAUUGUUUUUCCAAGUAACAUGAUGAUUGAGUUGUGUCAAGAGCUUAUUUUUAACAGCUUUAAAACCAUUGAUGGACGUGGCGCUGAUGUUCAUAUUGUGGGUGGUGGGUGCAUUACUCUUCAAUAUAUUAGUAAUGUUAUUAUACAUAACAUUCAUGUUCAUCAUUGUCAUCCAUCUGGUAAUACUAAUGUGCGGUCAAGUCCAGAACACUACGGAUACAGAACAAUGUCAGACGGAGAUGGAAUCUCUAUAUUCGGAUCAAGUAACAUAUGGAUAGACCAUUGCACACUCUCCCGUUGCAAAGACGGUUUAAUUGACGCCGUUAUGGGUUCAACCGCGAUAACUAUCUCUAACAACCAUUUCUCACACCACAACGAGGUUAUGUUACUAGGUCACAGUGACCAUUACAAACCAGAUUCAGCCAUGCAAGUAACUAUAGCAUUCAACCAUUUUGGAGAACAGUUAGUUCAAAGAAUGCCGCGUUGUAGACUUGGAUACAUUCAUGUCGUAAAUAAUGAUUUUACGCGAUGGGAAAUGUAUGCUAUUGGCGGAAGCGGAGGACCCACUAUUUAUAGUCAAGGCAACCGAUAUACGGCUCCCGAGGAUGUUGAUGCGAAGCAAGUGACGAAGAGGUUGGAUUCGGGUGAAGGGGAAUGGACGACAUGGAAUUGGAAAUCGGAAGGUGAUUUUAUGGUGAAUGGUGCAUUUUUUGUUGAUUCAGGUAGUGAGAGCGAAGGGAAUUUUCAGAAAGCUUAUAGUGUUGAUCCUAAAACGGUUGAUCGGAUUUCUGCUCUUACUAUGUCUGCGGGUGUUCUUGGUGUUGCUAGGGACAACAAUCUAGGAAUGUGGACAAGAGCGCCAAACGGUGGUGGUGAUUAUAGUAUUUCAUAUUCCGGAGAACAAGAGUACACUGAUGACAUGUCCCACAGUACGAUGAUGUUGACCCAUUCAUUUACUUUGACUCUUGUAUCUCUUUUUGUUGGAUUGUUGUGUUAG
Messenger RNA from Lathyrus sativus (Indian pea), 1413 nucleotides. The record is from the annotation of a GenBank genome assembly. Lineage: Eukaryota; Viridiplantae; Streptophyta; Magnoliopsida; Fabales; Fabaceae.